AUGGCGGCUGGUGGACAACCCCAAGGCGCUGCACCGGGACAACCGGAUCAGAACUUUGACUACAUGUUCAAGCUUCUUAUAAUCGGAAACUCGUCCGUCGGAAAGACUUCGUUCCUCUUCCGUUACUGUGAUGACUCGUUCACAUCUGCCUUCGUCUCCACAGUCGGAAUCGACUUCAAAGUGAAAACAGUGUUCCGAGGUGACAAACGUGUCAAACUCCAAAUCUGGGAUACCGCCGGACAGGAGAGGUACCGUACCAUCACCACGGCCUACUACCGUGGAGCAAUGGGAUUCAUUCUGAUGUACGACAUCACCAACGAGGAGUCGUUCAACAGUGUGCAAGAUUGGUGCACUCAAAUCAAAACGUAUUCCUGGGAGAACGCUCAAGUCGUUUUGGUUGGAAACAAGUGUGAUAUGGAUGCGGAGAGAGUCGUCUCCAUGGAUCGAGGACGUCAACUGGCUGACCAACUCGGAUUGGAGUUCUUCGAGACUUCGGCCAAAGAGAACAUCAAUGUGAAAGCUGUCUUCGAGAAGCUCGUCGAGAUUAUCUGUGAUAAAAUGGCUGAGAGUUUGGACAAGGACCCCCAACAACAACCAAAGGGACAAAAACUCGAGGCGAAUCCAACUCAGAAGCCAGCUCAACAGCAAUGCAAUUGCUAG
Molecule: messenger RNA, 660 nt
Organism: Caenorhabditis briggsae
Lineage: Eukaryota; Metazoa; Nematoda; Chromadorea; Rhabditida; Rhabditidae
Gene: Cbr-rab-3
Product: Protein CBR-RAB-3
Exons: 3
Coding region: 1-660 (219 amino acids)
Biological process (GO): protein secretion; regulation of exocytosis; protein localization to plasma membrane
Cellular component (GO): endosome; plasma membrane; synaptic vesicle
Molecular function (GO): GTP binding; GTPase activity
Source: RefSeq, a predicted model, not a curated record